Molecule: messenger RNA, 3444 nt
Organism: Solea solea (common sole)
Lineage: Eukaryota; Metazoa; Chordata; Actinopteri; Pleuronectiformes; Soleidae
Product: endothelin receptor type B-like
Exons: 9
Coding region: 316-1551 (411 amino acids)
Biological process (GO): vasoconstriction; enteric nervous system development; regulation of blood pressure
Cellular component (GO): membrane
Molecular function (GO): endothelin receptor activity
Source: RefSeq, a predicted model, not a curated record
UGCGUCAGAGCGCAGCGGGAGCAGGGCGCGGAGCACUUUCACUCUUAUUCACAGUAAAAAUCAAUACUAAUAUAACAAUAAUUACAAUUAAAAAAAAUCAAUAAUUAUCAUAGUAAUAACAAUAAUAUCAAACAACAACAGGACAACUGGCAGAACUUUGAAGGAUUAUUGAUAAGAAAACUUUUGGCAUUGAACACAUCACCACGGCUGUCCGGUCGGAGAAACGUGCCCACACACACGUUGCCAGGCCUGGAGUGAGACUCAGUGUGUGAAUGCAUUGUGUGUCGAGUGAGCGAGUGCAAGGCUGAUGCGAGGAUGAGGGUUGUUGCUCUGCUCUGUUUCCUGAUGGUUGUGGAGGUUGGAGCCUCCAGGUUCGCCCGCGACUCCCAGGCCGCGUCUGAAGCUUCAGAACCAACCAAGAGCAACUAUUCCAUUCCACUGCCCCCACAGUCAGGCCGACCGCAGGGCAUCACCCCUCCAUUGUGCAUAAAGCCCACAGAGAUCAAGCAAGCCUUCAAGUAUGUGAACACCAUGGUGUCCUGCCUGAUUUUUGUGGUGGGGAUCAUCGGCAACACUACACUGCUCAGAAUCAUUUACAAGAACAAGUGUAUGAGGAAUGGACCAAACGUCCUGAUCGGCAGCCUGGCACUGGGAGACCUGCUUUACAUCAUCAUCGCUAUCCCCAUCAAUGUAUUUAAGCUAAUAGCCGAGGACUGGCCAUUUGGUGUAUAUGUGUGUAAGUUGGUGCCGUUCAUUCAGAAAGCCUCUGUGGGAAUCACCGUCCUCAGUCUGUGUGCCCUCAGUAUUGACCGUUACCAUGCAGUGAUGUCAUGGAGCCGGGUGAAAGGGAUGGGGAUCCCACUGUGGAAAGCUGCGGAGGUGACUCUGAUCUGGCUGGUGGCAGUGGUGCUGGCCGUCCCUGAGGUGCUGGCCUUUGACAUAUUGGAGAUGCCAUACAGAGGCAACAAGCUGCGUGUCUGCCUGUUGCACCCGGACCAGAGCAACAGCUUUAUGAAGUGCUACCAGAAUGUGAAAGACUGGUGGCUGUUUGGCUUCUACUUCUGCCUCCCACUGGCCUGCACAGGAAUCUUCUACACACUCAUGUCCUGCGAGAUGCUCAGUCGCAAAAAAGGCAUGCGCAUUGCACUCAAUGACCACAUGAAACAGCGGAGGGAAGUGGCGAAGACUGUUUUCUGCCUUGUGUUGAUUUUUGUGCUCUGCUGGCUGCCUCUUCAUCUCAGCCGUAUUUUGAAGAAAACAAUCUAUGACCAACAUGACCCGAACCGCUGUGAACUGCUCAGCUUCCUGCUAGUGAUGGAUUACAUUGGGAUCAACAUGGCCUCCCUAAACUCCUGCAUUAACCCAAUUGCUCUGUAUUUUGUGAGCCAGAAGUUUAAAAACUGCUUCCAGUCCUGCCUGUGCUGCUGGUGCUACAGAAUGUCUCCUCUGGACGAACGAGGUUCAGGAGAUCGCUGGAAGGGCUCCUGCCACGGGGAUGGACUCGACCGCUCAAGCUCCCGCUCCAGUCAGAAAUACACAAGCUCCUCAUAAGUGCACAUAAACACGCACAGAAACACACACACACACACACACACACACUUACACAUACGCAAACACACACAUGCCUCCUCUGCCAAACCCGUGAAACUGCAUCGUCCCCACCAACAGACUGGCUAUCAGACUUGAGUGAGGAGGGAAAGGUGAUGUGAGGACAAAACACAUAAACAGGACUGUACCUGUUCAGGCUCUAAUACUAAGUACAGAAACCAUGAUGAACCCAAGACAAUUGACGCCACAUGUCAAAUGUAUGUAUGUAUAUGUCAUGUUCAUUUUCCUGCAGAUUGUAGACAUUUAAGUAUAUCUAGCCUGAGUGCUGCAUGUAUGAAUUAUAGCACCGAUGAGUACUAACUGUUCAAGCUUUAUUACCUCACGGGGAAAAAUAGAGGGAAAGUGUGACCCCAGGAUCAGCGGCCAAUUAUUAAUAUCUGCAAGUCAAGUGUAUGCUGUCACUGCUCCAUGCCCAUGUGACCUGGUGAUGUCAGGCCUGAUGUCAGUGUCCAAUUCACAGUAACCUGGAGGGUUAAACUUCAGAGAUGUUUCAUCUGGAAAUGAUUGCAGUUCUAAAUCAUGUGGAGGACAGCUGUUGUUCCUGAACACUGACAAACACCAGAUGAUUCCUGUCGUGUGACACUGAAGAUAUUAGCAGUAUUAUUGUCACAGUAACCAUGCUGUUGUAAGUGAUUUCUACUGUGUAUAAAGUCUUAGCUUCUUACACUUAGAACAUGUAGCUUCUAUUUUUUUUAAGAAAAUACCACAGAAACUCUGAAGCUGGUUUCACCUUCCAACAUGAGGUGUUCAUUUAGUUUUUGGCGUUUUUUCAAAUAUUUUAUCUACCAUCAGGGAGGGGUCAGUUUGCAUGGAUGUUUGUGUGGUUUAAUCUGAAAACCUUUUUUAUUAUGUACACAUUCAAGAGCUUUAGGAAGGAAACAAAUGUAUUGGAUGUCAAGUGUUUCAGCAGGGAUUGCAUACUGAUCCUAGAAAAUAUUUUAGAAAUAUUACUUCUUUCCAUUCAUUAAAGUGACUAAAUAAAUCCAGGUAAAUUCAUAAACUCCAUUGCUUGAAGAGCUGAAGCAUGUGAUGUGCCUUAUUUUUUUUUAAAGAAUUUUAGAGGUUGGACAUCUGUAACACCCAGUAGUCACAAAUUGAGUGAUGGCAGCACAUCAAGAAAACACUUUUUAUACAACUUAAGGGUCUUUAAAGGGUAAAGAGAGGAGGAGAAACUGCAGUUUGUGACUUUCUAUUUCCAGUCAUUCAACAGAAAACGCACAUCGCUUGUGUAUUCACUGUAUUAAGACCUACAUGUUUCAUUUUUAAACCUUAAACCUAAACAAAUUAAAGUGUUAAACAUUGGCAAGACUACUGAUAAUACAUACACAGGAGAAAGUGUUUUUUCUCUAGACUUAGAUUAAAAAUCUCACCUUCUCCGUUCAUUUCAUCAUUCAAACAGUCACUGAAUGUAAUUUACAACAAAUAUUUUGCCAAACAACCAGAUACCGUGUUAAAUGACACCGAAGCUUUUUUUUAUACAUACAGUAUAUAUGUAGACAUGAUUAAUGUGUAAUAUAUUUAUAUUAAAAAUCAAAUAUUAUAUUUCUUUGCCACUGUAUUAGGUUUGCAGCCGUGCUCAGAUCAGCUGAUCCUGCAGUGCAUGACUCAUUAACUCAUCAUAUCUAAUUGUGUUUAUCUACAAUAACAACUGUGUGCCGGAAGGUCGAAGUUGAUUUGUGAGGAUCUCUUAUAGAGGGACCACCAAGCUAAGUCAUUAAAAUGUCAUUUUAGGUUGACAAUUAAAUGUGAAUGUUGAGCCUGGUGGUUUGGAUUACAUUUAUACUUCAGCCUUCUUACUGGUUGAGAGAAUGCUGUAAUAAAUAUUAUUUUAUAGCA